UGGAGACUCGAGUUCAUCAAGAUCGGGGCUCUAGAAACCAAUGUUUGACCAUUAUCCGCAUAUACACCGAGAGAAAAUGGACGGAUUCAAUCCUAGGAUCGAUCCCAGUCAUCAAAGGCAUACAUUACCAAAGGGACAAAUUGCCAGUCUGCGUUUAUCCAAUAGAUCGUAUAGCAUAGUCCAUAAAUGUCCGAUGUCAAGAGCAAAUAAUGUUCACUUUGUAGAAUGUGAACGGUCAAGCUGCGUCUGUCUUCCUAGGCCUCGCGGGACGCGUCCCUGAUUUUUUGAGGACAAUCAGUCAAGAGCAUUGCAAUUGUAUAUGCCGUCGACUUCACCAUUCUGGCUCCCGCUCCCGCCGGCGGUAGCAGUUGGCUUAUUACUGCGACCGCGAGGCUCCAAC
Phanerochaete carnosa HHB-10118-sp is the source of this 400-nucleotide messenger RNA. RefSeq lists its product as uncharacterized. The coding region runs from base 77 to 280 and encodes 67 amino acids. The transcript has a single exon. The record is from RefSeq and is a predicted model, not a curated record. Lineage: Eukaryota; Fungi; Basidiomycota; Agaricomycetes; Polyporales; Phanerochaetaceae.